GGAGGGGCUGUGCCGGGUUUUUGGGACCCCUGGGGGGGGGUUUCAGGUUUUGGGGGGUCCCGGGGGGGUCUCGGGGGGUCCAUGGGGAGCGUUUGGAAGCGGCUGCAGCGCGCGGGGAAACGCGCGGCCAAAAUUCGCUUCGAGGCGACCCUCGAGGAGCUGCUGGUGGAGGGGGGGGGCAGCUGGACCCCCGACAGACUGACCGUGGUGUGGAGCCGGCGGCACCGCAGGGUCUGCUCCAAGCCCCGCAGGUGGCAGCCGGGCAUCCAGAACCCGCAGCGGGGGAUGGUGGUCUGGGUGGUGCCCGAGACCCUCGAGGUGAUCGUGACCCUGUACCGGGACCCCCAGGCCGCCACCUUCGAUGACAAAUCCUGGAACUUCCUCGUGGUGAACGAGUCGCGGGGGCGGCGCUCGGUGGUGGCCGCGGCCCCGCUGGAGCUGGGGAGGCUGGCGGGGGUCGGGGAGACCCCCCUGAACCUGACCCUGCGCCCCAGGAGCCGCCGGGUGACAGCGGCGACACUGAGGCUGCGACUGCGGGGGGUCGUGCUCAGGGAGGGACACCCCACGGACGUGGACAUGCAGAGUGUCACCAGCCUGAGCCCCCCCGGGGACGUGGCCGACCUGGGGGACUUCGAGAGUGACCCCGAGGAUGAGGGGGGGGCGCACAGGGUGGGGGGCGCCCCCCCCGUGCCCCGAGCGCCCCCCCCCAGGAGGGCCCCCCCCCUCAUUGGGGACACGGAGGGACCCCCCGGAGCUGGGGGGGGACUCGGAGCCCCCCCCCGAAAUCACCGCGGGUCCCCCCGGGGGUCGCGGGGCGCUCCUGGCCUGGUGCCAGGGGGUCACGGCCGGGUACCGGGGGGUCGCGGUCACCGAUUUCGGGGGGUCCUGGAGCAGCGGGUUGGGGUUCUGCGCCCUCCUGCACCGGCUGAGACCCCGGGAAAUCGAUUUCGACGCUCUGGACCCCCGGGACCACCGGGGGCAACAACAAACGGGUGCGCCUUCGAUGCCUUCGCGGCUUUGGGGGUCCCGCGGCUCCUGGACCCCUCGGACAUGGAGACCCCCGACAGCCUCGGGGUCAUGACCUUCCUCAGCCAGGUCCGCGCGCUCCUGGGGACCCCCCCGGGGACCCCCCCGCGCCCCCCGGAGCGGCUCCAGCCAGGGGGGAUCCCCAGAGACCCCCCCGGACCCCCGGACGUCACCGAGGGGGAACCCCAAGAGACCGCCGCGGUCCCCCGGAGUGACGUCACCGAGGGGGAACCCCAAGAGACCCCCGCGGUCCCCCGGAGUGACGUCACCGAGAGGGAACCCCAAGAGACCCCCGCGGACCCCCGGAGUGACGUCACCAAGGGGGAACCCCAAGAGACCCCCGCGGACCCCUGGAGUGACGUCACCAAGGGGGAACCCCAAGAGACCCCCGCGGAUCCCCCCCAGCCCUGCCGCACCGAGACGGGGGCGCCCCCAGACCCCCCGGACCGCAUUGAGGGGGAGCCCCCCCGGGACCCCCAACUCAGCCCCCCCCAGCCCCCCCACACCGACACAAUUGAGGGGGGGCUCCCCCCGCCCCGCCCCGUUGAGGGGGAGCCCCCCCAGGACCCCCCCUCAUCUUUUGGGGAGGGGGCGGCUGGGCCCGGGGCCCCCCCCCCGCCUGCCCCGGCCCGUGGGGGGACCCCGACCUGCGGCGCUCGGGGAGGGGUCGGGACCCCCCCAAAAAGGGUGACGUCGGGACCCCCCCCCGCCCCUCCCCCCUCCGAGACCCCAAAGGAGCCCCCGGAGCCCCCCGAGGAGGAGAGCGGGGGACAGUGGGUGGUGGCCGAGCUGGUGGCCCUGGAGCAGGAGCAGGCCCGGCUGGACGCGCAGGCCCCGGAGCUGGAGCAGGAACUGCGGACACUGAUGGACAGCGGCGCGGACCCCCGCCGCGAGGAGCAGCUGCUCCGGGAUUGGUUCUCGCUGGUGCAGCAGCGGAAUUUGCUGGUGCGGCGACAGGACCAGCUGCAGCUGCUGGCGCAGGAGCGGGACCUGGAGCGGCGCUUCGAGCUCCUGAGCCGGGAACUGCGGGGGCUGCUGGGGACAGAGGAGUGGCAGAAGCCCCCGGCCCAGCGCCAGCGCGAGCAGCUCUUACUGGAGGAACUGGUGGCACUGGUGAACCGGCGGGACCGGCUGGUGCGGGACCGGCACCGCCGCGAGACCAGGGCGCAGGAGGAGGAUGAGGAGCUGGAGCGGAGCCUCGACCCCCGGCGCCGCCGCUUCGGCCGCAGGGAAACGUGCGGGAUCUGCUGAGGGACCCCCGGAACCCCCCCGGGACCCCCAAAACCCCGGGACACCCCCCGGGACCCUCAAACCCCCCCAGGACCCCCGCGGGAGCCCACCGGUCCCGCCCCUCGAUCCCGGCGGACGCGGCAAUAAAGGAGAUUUUCUGUGUGAAA
Molecule: messenger RNA, 2423 nt
Organism: Poecile atricapillus (Black-capped chickadee)
Lineage: Eukaryota; Metazoa; Chordata; Aves; Passeriformes; Paridae
Gene: EHBP1L1
Product: EH domain binding protein 1 like 1
Source: RefSeq, a predicted model, not a curated record